UCCAAUCUCCUCGCAAAGGUGUUGCAAUUCCACUAUGGAAAAGAAGAUCCAUUUUGCCCCAGUGCAUGCUCAUUAUUUCACUCACCAAGAUACUUCUUUUGUCUCAGGGAUGAUGUUAUGAAACCCUUCAAGCUAAUCGCUGUUGGAAAUGAAAGGCUUGCUUUACAGUCAAUGACUUUGAUGCCUGUGGUAGUUCAAGUCUCCUGCUGCUCACUCUGACGUCCUGAAACACCAUCUGCAAUUUAAAACUGCAAAAGGAGAUCUGACUCCAACAAAUCAGCAUGAAGCUCCACUGUGUGACCCUGGGCACUCUGCUUCUCCUGCUGCUGGCCAGCUGUGGUGGCAUGCUCAAGACCUCUGCCAUCGACCUGCGGACCUUCAUCGGUUGCGCUGUGAGAGAGUUCACCUUCUUGACCAAGAAACCUGGCUGCAGGGGACUGCGGGUGACAACGGACGCGUGCUGGGGACACUGUGAGACCUGGGAGAAACGGGUGCUGGAACCACCUUACAUCGAGUCUUACCAUCGUGUUUGCAUCUACAAUGAGACCAAGAUGAUGACGGUGAAGCUGCCCAAGUGUGCCCCUGAUGUGGAUCCCUUCUACACCUACCCAGUGGCCAUCCGCUGUGACUGCGACAUCUGCUCCACUGCCAUGACCGAAUGUGAGACUGCCUGAGCUCUCCUUUCCCAGAUCAGGUGAGGGGGGACCAGAUUCUUCCCUGGCUUCCUAUCCCUGCUACCACCAGCAUUACAGAGAGCGUAAGUCAGUCAAGAGUUUGAUCUCACACUGUAAUGCUCCUAAUCAUUGACUUUUCUAGGCAGAUGAGGCUUAAUCC
Molecule: messenger RNA, 834 nt
Organism: Athene cunicularia (burrowing owl)
Lineage: Eukaryota; Metazoa; Chordata; Aves; Strigiformes; Strigidae
Gene: GPHB5
Product: glycoprotein hormone beta 5
Biological process (GO): G protein-coupled receptor signaling pathway; regulation of thyroid hormone receptor signaling pathway
Cellular component (GO): extracellular region; cytoplasm
Molecular function (GO): hormone activity
Source: RefSeq, a predicted model, not a curated record